CUGCUGCCGGUAGCGAUGCUUUUGCACUGAAGACGCGAGCUGAAAAAAAAAACGGUCAUUAUGUUAUUAAUGGCUCGAAAAUGUGGAUCACAAAUUCCGCGGAAGCAGAAAUCUUCUUGGUUUUUGCUAAUUUAGAUCCCUCCAAGAAUUAUAAGGGCAUAACAUGCUUUGUUAUAGAAAAGGAUAUGGGUGUUAAAGUUGCAAAAAAGGAAUCUAAGCUUGGUAUUAGAGCUUCAUCGACAUGCACUUUGAAUUUUGAUGAUGUAAAGGUUCCUGAGGAAAACUUACUCGGCGAGGAGUUUAAAGGCUACAAGUACGCUAUUGAAAUCUUGAAUGAGGGUCGUAUUGGAAUAGCAGCUCAGAUGAUAGGUCUAGCCCAAGGUGCGCUUGAUAAUGCGUUACCUUACUUAUUCCAAAGAAAAGCAUUUGGUUCCUAUAUUGGAGAUUUUCAGGCAAAUCAACAUCAAUAUGCGCAAGCUGCCACUGAAAUUGAAGCAGCUAGAUUAUUGACAUAUAAUGCAGCUAGAUUAAGACAAGAAGGAAAAGAUUUUAUUAAAGAAGCCGCAAUGGCCAAAUUAUAUUCAUCUCAAAUUGCAGAACGGGUCGCAUCAAAAGCGAUUGAAUUGAUGGGAGGUGUAGGGUUCACCAGAGAAUUUCCAGUUGAGAAAUAUUAUAGAGACGCAAAAAUUGGCUCUAUAUACGAGGGUACUUCAAAUAUUCAAUUGACGACCAUUGCAAAAUUGCUUUCUGCAAA
This is a messenger RNA of Dentiscutata heterogama, 754 nucleotides long. The record is from the annotation of a GenBank genome assembly. Lineage: Eukaryota; Fungi; Glomeromycota; Glomeromycetes; Diversisporales; Gigasporaceae.